Scatophagus argus is the source of this 6298-nucleotide messenger RNA. Its product is annotated as E3 ubiquitin-protein ligase DTX4-like. Gene Ontology annotation, biological process: Notch signaling pathway; protein ubiquitination. The record is from RefSeq and is a predicted model, not a curated record. Lineage: Eukaryota; Metazoa; Chordata; Actinopteri; Scatophagidae. Gene Ontology annotation, cellular component: nucleoplasm. Gene Ontology annotation, molecular function: zinc ion binding; ubiquitin protein ligase activity. Bases 644 to 2896 code for a protein of 750 amino acids. The transcript is spliced from 12 exons.
GUAAAAAGUACCUAUAAAACAACACUUAAAAGUAGUGCCUCUGGGACCAAAUGCAGAUUGGACAGUUAACUUUUUGGUGUUGUGUUCCCGGAAUCCAGACCAGUUGAACCUGUUCUGAUGUGACCCGGGUUUGGGGAGUGUUACUCCUGAGGUUGCGCUACUUUCUCAACAUUUCGUUAUGCUACGCCCCAAACUACGAAAGAAAAACACACACUAGCUGUUGCUAUCUUCACCCUGCUAAGGCUGCUUCUGUCGGGAUUUAUAUGCAGACACACCGAGCUCACGCUGUACAAGAAGUAACAACCGAAGCGUUCAUUUUAAACACAUUUUCCCCAUACGGAGGAGAAUUCUUCCUCUCACUCAAGAAUCCCACAAAACGUAAAAAGGCCGUCGCUGGAAACAACCGACUCGCCGGAGAAGCUAUCGUUGCGUCCGGAGCAAACACUGUGGAAUAUUUACCACAACAUUUAGGCCGUUUCAUUGUCUGUGUACUUUGGGGACAUUUCAAAAUCGCGUGACGGUGUUAUAAUAAAGAGAGUCUGGCGUGGACCGUGAUUUCCUUCUCCGCUUGGCAAUGCGAGGAGCUCGGAUUUUCGUAGAAGAAUGUGCCUCCCUCUCCCGGCGUUAGCUCAGCCGCGGCUCCAUGGCCAACAUUAACAACAUGCUCCUGGCCUCUGCCGUGGUGGUGUGGGAAUGGCUGAACGAACACGGCCGGUGGCGGCCCUACAGCCCCGCCGUCUCCCACCAGAUAGAGGCGGCGAUCCGGAGUAGCGACCCCCGUGGAGGGAGCGUCGUCCUCGGCCAGGUGGACAGUCGGCUCUCGCCGUACAUCAUAGAUCUCCAGUCCAUGCACCAGUUCAGACAGGACACAGGUACCAUACGUCCAGUGCGGAGAAGCUUUUAUGAUCCUGCUUCGGCCCCUGGUCAGGGCUGGCAGUGGGAGUGGGAAAACGAUGCUGGUACAUGGACGCCCUACGACAUGGAGGUGGCCAUUGCCAUCGAGAACGCCCACCACCGCCAGCAGCCCUGCCUCGACCUCACACCGCUUGGCUUCUGCUACCUCAUUGAUUUUCAGAACAUGACACAGGUGAACAGACAGAGCCAGAGGUGUCGGAGGAUUCAGAGACGUGCUGACAUGACCUACCCUUUGGUGUCUGGUCCUCUCCCGCUGCCCAAAGGGGGAGGUGUGGGAGGAAGUGGAGCCCUACUGGGUGUUGGGGUUUCAGGGACCACUUUGGGAACUGGAAACUCUGUCUAUCCCAAUGGGGGCAUAUCAGCUACUGGACUGGGCCAGCCUUGUUCCUGCCAGCAGUGCAUGCUGGUCCUUAGUGUGAAGACCAAUACAGGAGGAGGAGGGGGAGGAGGAGCAGGUAUACAGACUCUAGGUAGACGCUCACUAACCAUGCAGCGGCCCAAGAAUUCAGCACCUGCUGCCUCCAAACCUCUGAGUCCAUCUAAAUCAGCCACUUUGGGACGAGGACAGCAGCAGAACUCCAACUCCAACUCCAAUUACUACCAGACGCUGCCGCAUGGUCUUGCCAUUUCCAAAAACACAGCUUCUCCGCGAAGGAACGCCCAACUCUUUGCUCAGUCGCUGGCUGCCCUCACCGCCGGCACCUCCUCUCUGGGUAUCUCCUCCAGACCACCUCCACCAUCCCUCCCGCCUCCUCAGCCACCGUCAUCCAACCCAAAUAUGAACCCUCCGUCCAUUCCUGCCAAGCAUUCCUCAUCGUCAGCCAGCGAAUCGGUGCCAACUGCCACAUUAAUUUCCCCUGCCAGCAGCGUGACCACGCCCCCUUCUCCUGUACCCUCUCCAUCACCAGUGGUGAUGAAGCCACAGCGCACCCCGUCGUCUGCAGCAACAGUGUGCCAUGCCCCGUUGCCACAGAGAUCAAGCUUAGCCGGGCUGAGCAGACCAGCGUUACAGAGGAUUGCGAUGGCCCAGUCCAGAGCGCUCAUAGCAUCAGGAGUACCCACCGUCCCAGUGAAGAACCUUAACGGCUCCAGUCCUGUUCACCCUGCGCUGGCGGGGAUCACAGGAAUCCUGAUGAGUGCAGCUGCUCUUCCCGUGUGUCUGACCAGGCCUCCUAAACUCGUACUGCACCCUCCACCUGUCAGCAAGAGCGACAUCAAACCCGUGCCAGGUUUCGGCCACUGCUGCAGGAAGACCACCAAGAAACAGGCUCGCAAGGGUAAAACCCCUGAGGAGGUGGUGAAGAAGUAUCUGCAGAAAGUAAAAAGCCCACCAGAGGAGGACUGUACUAUCUGCAUGGAGCCGCUGGGGGGUCCCUCUGGAUAUAAGGGUCCAGGGGUGGGGCCUGUGUCUCGCGCUGAGUCAGUUGGACGACUAGCACAGUGUGGACACCAGUAUCAUUUCCAGUGUCUGGUGGCCAUGUAUAAUAAUGGCAACAAAGACGGCAGUCUUCAGUGUCCCACCUGUAAAACCAUUUACGGCGUGAAGACAGGCAACCAACCGGCAGGGAAGAUGGAGUACCACGUCAUCCCUCACUCUCUACCGGGGCAUCCUGACUGCAAAACCAUACGCAUCAUAUACAACAUACCGCCGGGCAUUCAGGGACCAGAGCAUCCGAACCCAGGGAAGCCCUUCACUGCCAGAGGCUUUCCCCGACACUGCUACCUCCCAGACAGCGAGAAAGGACGCAAGGUACUGAGACUGCUCCUGGUAGCAUGGGACCGCAGGCUGAUCUUCUCAGUUGGUACUUCAAGCACUACAGGAGAGUCUGACACCGUCAUCUGGAACGAGGUUCACCAUAAAACCGAAUUUGGCUCCAACCUGACGGGCCAUGGCUUCCCAGACCCCGGACACCUCGACAACGUCCUGGAAGAGCUCCGAGCUCAGGGCAUCACAGAGGACGACGGACUGAUGGAAAAGUGAUAGGAAGAGUAACUAGGAGACAUCUGUGUGUGAGGACAGAGAGAAGACAAAGAGAACUGGGCCGAACCAUGAAAAUAAGAGAAGCAGGAGGAGCAAAAGACUGAGACACUCACUCUGCCAGCACUUAAAAGGGGUGCGGGGGGGAAGUUUCAGUUAAAGAAGUCAUUGAUUUUUGGUUAAUACUGUUCAAGGUGUUGAUUAAAUCACUGCUGGGUUCGCCUGUCAGCGCGAGACUGCCCAGACGUCACAGUUUUCAGGCAAGCACAUCAGCUGAAGCAGGGAGGGAGUGUGCGGUAGCUGCAGCACAGAAAGAAAAGCAACAGAAGAAUGGCACUCGUGGUUUCUGCUACUAAAAUGAUAGGUACUACAAGUGAGAAUGAAUCGGUACUAACAUUUUGGACAAAAACAAGUUUACUUUACUGAGAGAAAGCAUAACCAGGAAAAGAUUUUAAGUAAGACUCCAGAGCAGUUCAGUGAAAACUGGGAAAGAAAGAAGAAAGGAAAAAGAGACAGAAGUUGGAGUGGUGGGGGAGGGGGAGUAGGGGUAAGGUAACAGAAAGACAGCCGGGUGGUGUACGAAUGUAGCCUAGGAUAGGAGUAGAGUAAAAUUAACUUGUAUGGUGCUUAACAGGUACUUUAGCUAUUAAAUCACAUGUGAACCAAGAGUGAUGAAGGGGAAGAGAGAGAGACCAUGUGCUUGCUUUGUUCAAACCACCUGCUUGUUUGUGGUUGAAGUGUUGUGCUGUUGCUCCCUCUUGUGGUGACAUUGAUGAAUGACACCUCAGUCUGCAAGCUACUGGAACAAAUCAAAUCGUUACUACGAGUGAUCCACCUGUGUCAUUUUUUUAACCAUUGUUACUAUAAUCCUCAUUUAAUGUCAUUCCAUUCUUUACCUCUUAUUUUUGACUUGAUAGGUUUUUUGUAUGACCUAUGAUUAUGAUUGUGCGUGAAAUGACAAAAGACCAAACCAAGACCUAAUCAUUUGGGUCUAUUUGGAGUCUUACUAUUGAGCCACUGUGGUACAAGUUAACCUUAGCUAUACAGGUACCAGUAUUUUCAUAUCUUUAUUUUUGUCCCUUUUGAGCGUUCAUUGGUUUCAGUGGAUGUGAAAGCUUUUGUGCAUCAGUGAGACAAAGUGAGAAUGUGAUAAACACCUGAUGAAGAUGACUAUUUUUGGAGGUUGCCUAUAAUUAAGUGCUGAAGAUUUGCUUCAAGGCCUAAAUGUUUUAGUUGCUUGAGCUUCACUGUCAGAAAGGAAUGAACUAAGAGCCUGGGGCUGGUCUUACAGCCAGAAAACCCCUCAGAUUGGGCAGAGGGUUGGAAGGUGCAGGACAAGAGGUAGAACAGAAGCAGAAGUUAUGGUUUGGUGAGCCCAAUGCCACACAGUACCAGUAAGGUUGCUGGGCAUAUGAGUACCACCAUUCUUCAAAUUUAAAACCCACAACAGACAAGGAUGCUGUUGGCAGUCAGAUCUGUUAAAGGCCCCAUAUUGAUGUAAAUGGAAAUUGUCUUCACACGUGUGAUCAAGUUAAUAUGGAUUAAAGUGUUCUUCAUUCUUACUUGGAAUGUUCGAUAUCCAGUCCAAACAACCAGUUUUAAGGGAUUCCCUAGAUACAUAUUUCACCCAUGGGUGACACCUUAUAUCCUACAUCACACACAGUGUUUUGUGUUGUGAUUUUUCAAUAAACUAGCAAAUCUUAACCCCAAGAUUAAACCCACGGAAGACCUCACGCCUCAUUAUAACUUCAAACAAAGUUCGCCAGUUUAACACCAAUGGCCGGGACAGAUCACAUGUGGACUUGCUCCUGAUUCACAGCAUUGAAAUCUGUCCAGUCAGACCAGUUUACAGUACCAGAAGGCCAAACAAGUUUCCAUGCUGGCCAAUCAGAGACCGGCAAUGCCAUGAUGUUCUGUGAGAAUCUUAAUUACUGAAGUAAAUAUUUGUAUAGAUCUGAUUUUUCUAGAAAGUACAUCUCAAACAGAAUUUUUUUAGCACCUGCACCACAGAAGUGAAAGCAAAGAAAAUGCCAGACUACAAAGGUUCCACAAUGUGGGGCCUUUAAUAUGUGAUUAUUGGCCACCACAGGAUAAUAGGAAGCAUCAUCUCACCUGACCAACUCUGCUCUUCUUGUCUCUACCCCUCCUGACUGAUAAAACACUGCCCAGUCUCUGAGUUGGGUCUGUAAAUGACCCCCUUAUUACAAGCCCUGUUGGUGUGUGUGUGUGAGAGUGAGAGAGAGAGAGUGAGAAAGAGAAUCUGUGUACUGUGUAUACUACCAACAUCCUGUGUCCUCCUGGUUUAGGGUAUUAUUUUGGUACUCCAUGGGAACCACAUCAUCCUUUAUCUCCAAUGAUGGUACUCCCUAUAUGGUAACUUUUUUUAUAUGAAAUAUAGUUACAUCUUUGCUUUUUAAUAGCAUUUUUCUUGACACUAUCAUAGAGUAAAUUGCCUUUUUUUGGUUUUGUACAUUUAUUUUAUGUUGUAUUAAUUAUGCCCUUUUUCAUUUGUUACAGUUGGAUUACAGAGACAGUAUUGUUCAAUACAAAGUCUUUUUUCCAUUGUGUACAGAAGUUAAGCUGAUUCGCGUCAUCUUUUCUUUGGAAAAGGAAUUUGAUGGUAGACUUUAUCUGAGUGUGAAAUGUAAUGAUUUUAAUAACAAGUCAAACCCUUGUACCCUUGCUCUUCUGUGAGGUAAAGAAUACUUUCAUUUUCUGCAUAUCAUCUGUCCUGCUGCUUUUCUGCACUGAAUAUUUGUGGCCCUGAAAGGUUUUGUGGUAGAUUUGUUGAUGGCUUUGGUCAAAUGUCCACAGCAGAAUGUUCAAAUGCUGGUAAGAUGAUGAAAAUGAUUGUUCUAAGCAUUGUGAGAUGUUAGAAAAUCGCCAUUUCCUCCUAUGUUGUAGCAGGUUUUUUUUCUUGCUCUGUUAGUCCAAACAUUGCACAACGACUUGGGGAAACGCUGAUUCUGUGUGAUCAGUAAUUCAGUAUGUGAUUUUGUUAUUGCCGAGUUAAAAAGACAAAUUAUUAACAUGAACCUCAAGUGUCUUUGGAAGAAAAUAAAGGCUUUCAUCCAGGGUGUGCAGUGUCUGAAACCAUUAGAGCGAUGUAGCGAACAGCUGCGACUAAUGACUAUGUCAGUUUUAUCACGUCUUUAAAUGUGGAUUUCUUUCCCAUCAGCAGUUCUCAUCCCUACUGAAGGCAAUACCUCCACCACAAGUCCAUGGAUAAGGGACUUCCAUCUUGCUUAUGGGUUGUAGGAUGGGAAAGAGGUGAUAAAAUGUGCUGUUAUGGGAGAGAGACCAUAGAACAUGGGAUGAGAAAAAGCUAAGUGUAUAUAGUGCAAAUUAAUUGCUGGAGUAUGAGUGAUUAAUACACGACAAAAAAUAAAGAAUGAAUGAAACUUA